UGACUGUAAUGUUGAUCUGUCUUUUCACCUAUGUCUGGGAAUACACAGCGGGGAGAUAAGUGUAUGCUAAGUAAAUAGGGAUGGGAGUGGGAGACACAAGAGCUGUCCAGUUUCAAGGCCAGUAGAGAGCGUUGUGAUUGGCCAAGUGCAUGUUGGGGGAAGCCACACAAUCGAGGAUAUAAAGCGAUACCUGACUGUUAAGGAGUUAUUUGGAAACCAACCCGGAGUUGUUGUUAUUUUAGCAAGUGGUAAUAAAGCCUUAUUAUUUCCAACCUAGUCCUUCUCGACCUUUCUUCCUUUGUUCGACUAUUAGAUUGUGGGUUGUUUUAUCCACACUAGAGUAAAACAUGUUAAUAAACAUGUCACGAUGCGGCUCAACUUUGGAAGAACAGCUUUCGUCCAUAAUGGACGUACUUGGGAAAGCUGCCGUAUCUGAAAUUAGCCAAUUGUUUUCAGAAGGCUCGACUACCCUUCACUUACAAAUAUCUCAGAGCAUGAAAGAAAACGAAGCGCUGAGGACGAAGAUAAAGGCGAUGAGGAGUGAGAUUUUUUCUUUGCGGCUUCAAAUGAGAUCAGACGCAUCGCGAGCGUCAAGUCAUUUCGCCCUGGCUCGAGCCAACAUCUGCAAACCACGGCCUAAAUCACUCGGAAUUGUUUCUGUAGAAGAUUGCGAUGACUUUGGAGACCUUAGCACACAGCACGGCGCCACCUCAGAUACUUUGCAUGUGGACGCCCCUGGCUCCUCCCACAUGUCCAGUCACAGCGAGGAGCUGAGGAUCCUAAGUUUCCACGGAAAAGGGAAGGGCCGACUGGCGCUGGACGGCCAUGACACCCUCUUCACGUCCGAACUGGAGGCCCUUAACUCGCUGUCCGCGGACCACAGCGUGGCCAAUAGCCUGGAGCAGCUGUUCCACUGCGAGGAGCUGACUGGAAAGGUUGGAAAUCAUCUUCUCAUUCACCAUCCAAAAGAGAGGCUUCCUCUGUUACAACUCCAGCACACACCCAUAGAAAGCACACACCUUUAUGAUUCAAUGUUUUUUUUAGCGGGGAUUGAAAACUUUUCUGUGCAAAUGAAAGAAUAUUUCUUGUGUGUGUUUCUUUCUUCACGUGGAAAGCAGCGGACCCCAGACAUUAUUUUAAUCAAGGAAGAAGAGGAUAUUGGUGGAGGCAUGGCCGCUGUUGAAGACUGCGAUGACCUUCGAGACCGCAGCACACACAGCAGCACCACCUUGGAUAGUCUGCAUGUGGAGGCCUCUGGCUCCUCCAACAUGUCCAGUCAGAAUGGGGAGCUGCGGAUCCUGAGCGUCCAUGGAAAAGGAGAGGGCCCACUUGCAGACGGCCAUGACACCCCCUUCACCGUGUCCGAACUGGCGGACCUGAGCUCGCUGUCCACGGACCACCGCGCGGCCAAGAGCCGGGAGCAUGGCAAGCGGCUGGUCCACCAUGAGGAGCUGACUGGGCAUCAGGGCGGCCACAAGGGCCGGCCGUGUGUCUUGUUUGGCAAGGGUUUUCCCGACAAUACCAAGAUGACCAUCCACAUGCGUAGCACCGGCGAGAGGCCGUGCUUCAUGCAUUGGUGCGACCAAUGCAUGAAGCGCUUUAGGACAAGGGGCCACCUGAAGAUCCACAUGAGGACUCACUCCGGGGAGAAGCCCUACGGAUGUGACCAAUGCAUGAAGCACUUCAGGACAAGUGGCCAGCUGAGGAUCCACAUGAGGACUCACUCCGGGGAGAAGCCCUACGGAUGUGACCACUGCAUGAAGCGCUUCAGUACAAGCUCCAACCGGAAGAGCCACAUGAGGACUCACUCCGGGGAGAAGCGCUGAAGGUGCCUGCAGUGCAACGCCAGCUUCAGGGAACCUAGCAAUUUGCGUUGGCACAUGCUCAAGCACAAAGACAAUGGGGUGCUUUGACACGGGGCAACAGUACGCUUUGAUUGACACCUCUAUCCUUUAUUCGUUGAAAUGACUGCUGUAGCUUUUUUUUCAUUAUGAUAAAAGACGCUUUCCAACUUUUGAUUCACUUUCUUUUUUAUUGUUAAAAUGUGUAAAUAAUGUGAAGGAUAACUUGUUUUUUCGAAAUUACUGACAAUAAAAUAUUAGAAUCAAUUUAAGAGCAUGAUCAUUGGAUGAUACAGGCAGCAAAGUUACCAAGUAUACAUUGAAUGAGACUAUUGGUGUACAUUCUUAUCGGAAACUUUGACAUUGUGAGUUAAUAAAAAGGAACCAUUAGAGACCAUCGUGGAGAGUUUAGAAUUGGCCAGAGGAGAGACCAAGUUAAAUUGCAAUACACUAUAGGUGAAGUGAAAUAGGCUGCAUGACAGUUAAAGGAAUCUAAACAAAGAAGUCAGUCAAUUGGUAUGGCGACACAUUACAGCCAUACUAAUGUGUCGCCAUACUCUUGCUUCAUUCUUGCACACAACCGGCGUCUGGACCUACACUUCACUAAACUUAACGCUACCACUCACUCUCUACGCACACACACACACACUGCCAGUGAUAUUGUGUAUGAUACUUUCUCGUGCUCACGAGAUACUUUCUCUUCUCUUUACGGGUUCCGUAUUUCUUAAAUGUGAAGUUGGCAUUUUCUUUUCUUAUGGUGUAUUUUAUGUGCAUAAUAACCAACAAUAAAUGAAUUCAUUUAUAUUCAAAUAA
Messenger RNA from Gadus morhua (Atlantic cod), 2654 nucleotides. Its product is annotated as zinc finger protein 2 homolog. Gene Ontology annotation, molecular function: DNA-binding transcription factor activity, RNA polymerase II-specific; RNA polymerase II cis-regulatory region sequence-specific DNA binding. The transcript has 3 exons. The coding region runs from base 348 to 1826 and encodes 492 amino acids. Gene Ontology annotation, cellular component: PcG protein complex; nucleus; transcription regulator complex. NCBI's taxonomy places the organism in Eukaryota, Metazoa, Chordata, Actinopteri, Gadiformes, Gadidae. Gene Ontology annotation, biological process: regulation of transcription by RNA polymerase II. The record is from RefSeq and is a predicted model, not a curated record.